Molecule: messenger RNA, 273 nt
Organism: Knipowitschia caucasica
Lineage: Eukaryota; Metazoa; Chordata; Actinopteri; Gobiiformes; Gobiidae
Source: the annotation of a GenBank genome assembly
AUGAGGAGACAAUCAUGGCACUUUCUUGACCCACCAAUCAAAAACAAGUGGAGGAAAAAUCAAGAGGCUUUUGGAGGAUUUGAAGAAGGGAAAAAUAGCAGAUUCACCAGGACACUGCCAAAUGUGACAGCUACACACCAAUGGAACUUGAGAGUGAGAAGGAAUGACCUGGCUCCCAGUCGUCCCGAGCACCAGCUAACCAACUCCACAAAUCUGAGACUCCUGUGGAAUUGGACACAAAGGAUGCACCCGAUCUUUCAUCUGGGAAACUAG